GAGGAUCUCCCCGGUCCGUAGCGCGGUAGAAGACGUGUCCUCCAUUUAAAAGUGGGUCUCCAUUAGACCAGUGAGACCUGCUGACCCAGGUCCCGGACUCCAGACUCCCGGACCUCUUCAGACCGACUCCUCAGCUGCUUCAGGUAACCCGCCACUCGGCCAGAAACCAGCAGAAACCCGGACUGGAUCCCGGACUGGAUCGGUCCCUUCACUCUGAGACCAAAUGGCUUCCAGAUCAGAGGAGGAUCUCUGCUGUCCGGUCUGUCGCGAUGUCUUUAGGGAUCCUGUUCUUCUGUCAUGUAGCCACAGCUUCUGUAAAGUCUGUCUGAAGACCUGGUGGAGACAGAAACAAGCUCGAGAGUGUCCAGUCUGUAAGGCGACGUCUUCAAGGUCCAAACCACCUCGUAACCUGGCGUUGAAGAACCUGUGUGAGGCCUUCUUACUGGAGAGAGAUCAGGGACCUUCAGAGGCUCUCUGCAGUCUGCACUCUGAGAAACUCAAACUCUUCUGUCUGGACCAUCAGCAGCCGGUGUGUGUCGUCUGUCUGCAUUCAGAAACACACUCCAACCACAGAAUCAGACCCGUCGAUGAAGCUGCACGACAACACAGGAAGGAGCUUCAGGAGACUCUGGAGCCCUUAAAGGAGAAGUUAAAGGGUUUUGAACAAGUUAAAGUGAAGUGUGACCAGACAGCAGGACACAUAAAGGUCCAGGCCCGACGCACAGAGACGCAGAUUAAGGAGCAGUUUAAGAAGCUUCACCAGUUUCUGGAAGAGGAAGAGGAGGCCAGGUUGGCUGCACUGAGGGAGGAAGAGGAGCAGAAGAGUCGGAGGAUGAAGAAGAAGAUGAAGGCUCUGAGCAGAGAGAUAGCAGCUCUUUCAGACUCAGUCAGAGCCACAGAGGAGCAGCUGAGAGCUGAAGACGUCUCAUUCCUGAUCAACUACAAGGCUCCAGUGGGAAGAGUCCAGCAGCGCCCCCUGCUGGAGUAUCCACAGCAGCUCUCAGGAGCUCUGAUAGACGAGGUCCAACACCUGGGCAACCUGGGCUUCAACAUCUGGACCAAGAUGAAGGACAUGGUCUCCUACACUCCUGUGAUUCUGGACCCAAACACUGCUCAUCCAACCCUCAUCCUGUCUGGAGACCUGACCAGUGUGAGAGGAGGAGAGAUACAGCAGCUCCCUGAUAAUCCAGAGAGGUUUGAUAAAUACCUCUCUGUCCUGGGCUCUGAGGGCUUUAACUCAGGGACUCACAGCUGGGAUGUUGAGGUUGGAGACAGUACACUCUGGGCACUGGGUGUGUUAGCAGAGUCUGACGAGAGGAAGGGAGAAGAAAAGUCUGGGUUAUGGGUAAUAAUGGUCUAUCAAGGUGACUACUCAGUAGGGUCACCAACAGAUCCACUCACUGAUCUCAGAGUGCAGAAGAAGUUCCAGAGGAUCAGAGUGACUCUGGACUGGAACAGAGGAGCACUGUCGUUCUCUGAUGUUGAUACUAACACACACAUACACACCUUCACACACACUUUCUCUGAGAAGAUGUUUCCAUUCAUUGUCACUGGGGAUGAAGUCCCACUGAAGAUAUCACCAGUGAAGGUGUGUGCGACAGUGAACAGAACAGUUAGAGAUAAAGAGGAUGAUUAUAUUUAGGGCUCUAUUGAAACUGAAGGAAUUAUUAUUCUUUAUCCUGCACAUGAAUUUCCUUUUUGAGGGGCUUAACGUAUUCAAACACUCACCGUAAUUGGCGGUCACAGCAAGUCUGGUGAAAACGUACGUAUUUUAAAAGGUUUGGGAAUAAACGCAAAAAAUGGCUCGCUAGAUCCCCCUACCAAAUAAAACAAAUGGAGCCCCUGUGGUUGGUUUAACGUAGACCAACAAAACUUGGUACACAAGACGUACAAAAAAGCUCAUUGGAGCCACACCAUAAACCAACAAUAAGUUCGCCAUUUUGUAUUGAAAGUUCGAAAAUAGCGUGAUUUUGGCCAUUUCCACGUUGUACUUUAAAGGAGUAUUCUGGUUGAUUUCAACACGUAGCUCUGUUGUUUGUACAUGUGGAGGUCUGUCAGUAGAGAGAAAAACUAACCAAUCAGAGCUGUCUACACCGAGUUAGCCUCCUGCUAGAGUUAGCACCCAACAGGCUUCAACAGGGCAAGUUUUAAAUGAGUUUUUAGCCUCUUAACAUGUUCAAAAUGUCAUUACCAGUGCCCCCCCCCCCCCCCCCCCCCCAAUGUGCAGUGAUUCCUUCCGAGGGAACACAAUGAAUCUGACUGAUGUGAAAGAAAGUUGUUGAUCCGUACCUCUGUUUAUUUUCUUAUUUUCUGGUGAAGUCCACACUACUCGAUUGUUGAACUCAUACAAUCAAAUAGUCCAAAAUGUAUUCUUUUUUUUCACAAAAAAACGAUUUGCUGUUGUAAUGUCCUUAGUAAAGACUAUGUUGUUUUAAAUGUGUAAUCACAUUGGGAGCCACGAGACAUGGUCUCCUACACUCUUGUGAUUCUGGAUCCAAACACUGCUGGUCCCACCCUCAUCCUGUCUGAAGACCUGACCAGUGUGAGACUAGGAGAGAGACAGCAGCUUCCUGAUAAUCCAGAGAGGUUUGAUAAAUACCUCUCUGUCCUGGGCUCUGAGGGCUUUAACUCAGGGACUCACAGCUGGGAUGUCGAGGUUGGAGACAGUACAGGCUGGGCAAUCGGCAUGUUAGCAGAGUCUGUCCAGAGGAAGGGAAGCAUACAGACUGGAUUAUGGAU
Etheostoma spectabile (orangethroat darter) is the source of this 2739-nucleotide messenger RNA. Its product is annotated as E3 ubiquitin-protein ligase TRIM39-like. Bases 224 to 1642 code for a protein of 472 amino acids. Lineage: Eukaryota; Metazoa; Chordata; Actinopteri; Perciformes; Percidae. The transcript is spliced from 2 exons. The record is from RefSeq and is a predicted model, not a curated record. Gene Ontology annotation, molecular function: protein binding; zinc ion binding.